AUGGAGGAGUUUAGAACGGUGAUUGAUGAAUGUCGGUUGAUUGAUUUUUGUUCUUCUAAAACGGACCUUACGUGGUGUAAUGGACAUGAGAUGAACCCGGUUAUGGAAAGGUUAGAUAGGGCUUUGUGCAAUGAGGAAUGGCUACGGGCUUUUAAUGGCGCUGAUGUCAUGGUGUUGGAUUGGUGGGAAUCGGAUCAUAGACCGUUGGUUGUGGAUAUGCCGAUUGAUACUGAAAGAGAAUGGUGCGGUAAAGUGAAACGGAAGAGUCACUUCUACUUUGAGGAAGCAUGGUGUGAAGAGCCUGAAUGUACGGAGAUAGUGGAGAGGACUAGGAAGGUGGGGGCGGCUUUACAUGGUUGGAAUAAAAAGAAGAAGAGGACACUACAAGAGAAAACGAACAAGCUGAAAAAGGCUAUCUCGGAAUUAUCAUCUCGGCAAGACGCUAAUACAUGGGGGGAAUUGAAAACAUUAGAGAAACAGUUAAAUGUUGUGCUUGAGAAAGAUGAGAAAUAUUGGCGGCAACGAAGUCGGGCAUUAUGGCUUAAAUGGGGUGACUUGAAUACGAAGUAUUUUCAUCGAAAAGCCUCGGCUAUGAGGAAGAAAAAUGAGAUCAAAGGAUUGAUGGAUAGUAUGGGUAUUUGGCAGACAGACAUUGGUAUGAUCAGGAAGUUAGUGGAAGAUUAUUAUGGAAGCCUUUUCUCAGCUUCUUCCCCUCAUAUGGAUCAGGUAGAGGAGGUUUUAAGGAGAGUUAGGCCUAAAGUUACAAAUGACAUGAAUGGGGAAUUAGUGAGACCGUUUGUAGCUGAAUAG
Messenger RNA from Cannabis sativa, 810 nucleotides. RefSeq lists its product as uncharacterized. NCBI's taxonomy places the organism in Eukaryota, Viridiplantae, Streptophyta, Magnoliopsida, Rosales, Cannabaceae. The record is from RefSeq and is a predicted model, not a curated record. The coding region runs from base 1 to 810 and encodes 269 amino acids. The transcript is spliced from 2 exons.